This is a messenger RNA of Eucalyptus grandis, 1175 nucleotides long. RefSeq lists its product as uncharacterized. The transcript has a single exon. The record is from RefSeq and is a predicted model, not a curated record. NCBI's taxonomy places the organism in Eukaryota, Viridiplantae, Streptophyta, Magnoliopsida, Myrtales, Myrtaceae. Bases 280 to 801 code for a protein of 173 amino acids.
CCUCGUCAUGGACACCUGGCGACCGGAAUUCCCGGUGGCCCGUAACCGAUCUUUCCGUUACCCCGCAUCCCCUCCCUCCAUUAAUAUCCAAAAACAAAACCACCGCAAAAAAAAAGAGAAGAAGACGAAGGAGGAGGAGAAGGAGGAACCAGAGGUUGCAGCAUCUCUCUCUCUCUCUCUCUUCCGUCCGCCGUCGCUCUGCAGAUCCCUCCGCCGGAGAGAGCCCCCGAUCCGCCGCCCCCCCAUCGCUCUUCGUCCCGGGUUUCGCGGAUCUAUCCCAUGUCCUCCUUGCGUUCCCUCGAGGUGUCCCCUCGGCGGGACCGCGAGCCCGGCGACGACGCCGUGGACGCCGCCUUCGCCAAGCGGGGCUGCUGCUUCUGGGUGCCGUUCCUGGGCGCCUCGCCCUCCUCCUCGGACGACGAGGAGGACCGGCCGGCGAGGGGCGUCGCCGCGGCGGCCGCGGGGACGAACUGGUGGGAGCGGGUCGGGGACAUGCCGGACGACCCGUGGUGGGCGCGGGGGUGGCACCGGGUGCGGGAGUGGUCGGAGCUGGUGGCGGGGCCGAGGUGGAAGACGUUCAUCCGGCGGUUCAACAAGGACCGGUUCGGCCGGAACUCGCAGUUCCGGUACGACCCGCUGAGCUACGCGCUGAACUUCGACGAGGGCCCCGGGCAGAACGGGCGCCCGCUGUUCGGGGAGGACGUCGUCCGCCGGGACUUCUCGUCGAGGUACGCCUCGAUCCCGGCGCCGUGCAAGUCCUCCAUGGACCUCGGGAACCACAGCGGCCCCCUGUUCACGUGACGCCCGCCGCCGCGCUCCUGGAUGUACAGAUCAGACAGAGACGGAAAACCGUUGCGCCGCCGUCCGAAGGCCGCGUUCGUGGGGGCCAAUCUUCGCGGCGGGGAUCGCCGUCGCCGUCGCCGUCGCCGUCGCCGUCGCCGUCGCCGGAGGAGAGAUGUGGAGCUACGCUCGACGGGUUCGGUUUUGGCCUCCGACGGAAGGGAAAGCCUAGCCGGUGUCGUGCGUGGGUUGACAUUCUUGAUUGGUCGAGGUGAUGCGUGUUGUGGGUUUGAUGGAAUAAUUGACUUGUCGUUGUCUGGGAGUUCUGUUAGGGUUUGGAAGGCGUUUGACACAAUACGAGGUUGUAUAGAAAUAAACUGUCUACUUUUUACUAU